Molecule: messenger RNA, 2409 nt
Organism: Alligator mississippiensis (American alligator)
Lineage: Eukaryota; Metazoa; Chordata; Crocodylia; Alligatoridae
Gene: MARVELD1
Product: MARVEL domain containing 1
Exons: 2
Coding region: 108-626 (172 amino acids)
Cellular component (GO): membrane
Source: RefSeq, a predicted model, not a curated record
GGGCGGGCGGGCGGGCGGGGAGGGGCGAGAGGCCCCGCGCAGGCAGCGCGCGUCCGUGCGCGCCAGAUGUUGGGCGGCUGCGAGGGGAGGAAGUGGCUGCUGGAGCCAUGGCUGGGACGGGCGCUGCCGGGGCCCCGCCGCCCGCGCCCCGCGCCGGCCUGAGCCUGCACCGGCCCUUCGUGUGCAGCCCGCUGGGCCCGCUGCGCCUGGGCCAGCUGGUGCUGGGCGCUGCCUUCUGGGUCACGGUGGCGGCCCACAAGUACGAGGGGGCGGCCCACUUCGCCCUCUUCGCCGCCGUGCUGGUCUGGCUGCUCACGCUGGCGCUGCUGGGCCUCAGCCUGCUGGGCCGCUGGGCCCUGGUGCCGGUGCUGGGCGCCCGCUGGCUGCUCACCAACCUGCUGCACGACCUGGUCCUGGGCACCGGGCUGUACGCGGCGGCCGCCGGCAUCAUGGGCCACAAGGCCAAGCGCUACAGCUACUGCAACGUGCCCGGCUACAGCCAGCCCUGCCUGCACCGCGCCUACCUGAGCGCCGCCGUCUGCGGGGGCAUCGCCGCCGGCCUCUACCUGCUCUCCGGCCUCUGGUGCCUGGCGCGGCGCUGCCGGGGCCACCGCGACAUCGUCUGAGCCCGCCGCGGCGCGUCCCCCGCCCCCUCCCCGACUGGCACCCCCUCUGCACACGGACGGACGCCCCGACUCCUCGGCACCAACAGACAGACGCACGGACCCCCGCCACCGCCAGGCAGAGGGAUGCGCCAACGCUCCCACUGCGGACAGACGGACGCGCCAAACCUCCCACCCUGGACGGACUCGCCAACACCCCUGGACAGACGGACGCACCAAAGCCUCCGCCCUGGACAGACGGACUUGCUAACACGCCCCCUGACGGAUGCACACACUGAAACCCACGCCGUGGCUGGACGACAUGCGGACCCCCACUCCCUGCCCAUGUAGAUGGACGGACAACCCCCCACUCAAGACAAGCGGAUCUCCCCCAGGCCUCUCCCCACCCCCCAGGGACAGACGGACGCCCCUGCGGAGCACAGCGCCCCAGCGGGACCUCAGCCUCCCUGCCCCACCCAGCACCUCCGGGCAGCGGCCGGAGGGACGGACAGACGGGCACUGGCCGGCCCCAGCCGAAGCAUCCAGCUGGUGCUUAAGGUGGAAGCGGCCAGGGCCCUGCCAGGCACUGCGCAGAGGUGGGUGCUGGCCCCGGGGCUGGGGGGGCUCUUCUGCCCCGCUGGCCCCUUGUGCCUGGCGCAGGCAGGGGCAGGUUUGGCCCCGGGCUCUGCCUGCCCUCCCCCCAGCACUACUCUGAUCCUGCCCCCUCCUGGGCCCCUCGUGCCUCCUGCCAGGAUUGUUGGUGCCACGGAGAAGCCCCAGGCUCAGGAUCCGCUGCCCCCUCCCGCAGCACCCCAGUGCCCAGACAUUGGGGUCUGCUCCCACCCCCCUCAACCCUCCAGGCCUGGAGCAGCUACCCUCCCUGCGCUGGGGCAGUUCAGACCAUGCCUGCUCCCCGAGGGCAGCCCCCAGUGCCAAAACGCAGCCGCCUCUGGGGUGGGGCUGGAACCGGCUGCCGUGCCCCGGGGAUGGGGAGCAAGGGAUGUGGCCAGGGCCAGGGGGGAGGAUGGCAGGCUCCACCUUAAGAGCUCCCUCACCCAGGGCCAGGCUCCCUGGCAGGGCCCCCCUCCGAAGCCAGUGCUCGCUGAUUCACUGGGUGGUGCUGGGAUGGGCCCAAUGCCAGGCAGGGCCGUCCUGGGGCCUGCAGCCAGCCCCUGCGCAGAGGGCAGCUGGCUCUGCUGCACCCUCCGUGCUGGAGCUGGGAGCUGCGGUGCCAAGGCCGGAGGCAGGCUGGCUGUGGCAGCACUCGGGUCCAUGUGUGCGGGCAUCACCCUGCCGGUGCAAGAGCCUUUGCUGGGAACCCCCUGCUCUGCAGCACCCCGCUGGCAGCAAGGACCGCACUGUACCCGCCUGGCCAGGCGGCAUGGCGUGGCCUGCCCCCGCCCCGCGGAGUCCUGCCGGGAGAUGGCGCAGCCUGGACUGACCCGUGCUGGAAGGCGCUCAUCCUGGGAGGCCCCGGUGCUGCCCAGCGCCCAUGAUGGGCUGCAGCCAGCGCGCCCCCUGCACUGCUGGGACCUCGCGUGGCGUCUGCAGGGAGGUGGCGCAGGUGGCACCGGAGCCUCGACGGAGCACAUGAGGCCUGAGGGCCCUGAGGAGCCGCCUGCCCUGCUGCUGCGCCCGACCCCCCGCCUGCUGCGGUGCCACCGGCCUCCCCAGGGCCCCGGAGCCCGCAGCCUGGCUGUGCCCCUUGCAGGGGCUGGAGCCCCGACACCGAGCACCUCGUGCCGCCUGCUGCCCUCGCCCCUCUGCAGCUCCUCCCUCAAUAAAGCCGCUUUAUCGGUUGGUUUGA